AUGGAUAUAGAUUUUUUAAAAAUCUUAAAAGCAAGCAACUUUGGUCGUGCACGGCUCAUGGAUCCCCGUUAUUCCCAUAAGGGUCAUCUUUCUGAAGGAUUGGUUACUAAAUGGUACAGAUCUCUACAUCUUUUACUUUCUCCUAAUAAUUAUACUAAAGCCAUUGGCAUGUGGGCUGCAGGCUGCAUCUUUGCUGAAAUGCUGAGUGGUAAAACCCGCUUUCCAGGUGUCCAUGAACUUGAACAGAUGCAGCUGAUUUUAGAAUCUCUUCCUGUCGUACGUGAGGAAAAUUGUCGGGAGCUGCUCAGCGCAAUUCCAGCUUACAUUAGAAAUGAUAUGACUGAGCCACACAAACCUUUAACUCAGCUGCUUCCGGGAAUUAGUCAAGAAGCACUGGAUUUCCUGGGACAAAUUUUGACAUUUAGCCCCAUGGAUCAGUUGACAGAAGAAGCAGCACUUUCCCAUCCUUACAUGAGCAUUUAUUCUUUUCCAAUGCAUGAGCCAAUGUCAAGUCAUCCUUUUCAUAUUGAAGAUGAAGUUGAUGAUACUUUGCUUAUGGAUGAAACUCAUAGUCACAUUUAUAACUGGGAAAGGUACCAUGAUUGUCAGUUUUCAGAGCAUGAUUGGCCUAUACAUAACAACUUUGAUAUUGAUGAAGUUCAGCUUGACCCAAGAGCUCUGUCCGAUGUCACUGAUGAAGAAGAAGUACAAGUCGAUCCUUGAAAAUAUUUGGAUGGAGAUCGUGAAAAGUAUUUGGAGGAUCCUGCUUUUGACACCAGUUACUCUACUGAGCCUUGUUGGCAAUACUCAGGUCAUCGUGAAAACAAAUAUUGUGAUCUGGAGUGUAGCCAUACUUGUAACUACAAAACGAGGUCAUCAUCAUACUUAGGUAACUUAGUUUGGAGAGAGAGUGAAGAUAAUCAUUACUAUGAACCCAAGCUUAUUAUAGAUCUUUCCAGUUGGAAAGAACAAAGCAAAGAAAAAUCUGAUAAGAAAGGCAAGUCAAAAUGUGAAAGGAAUGGAUUGGUUAAAGCCCAGAUAGCUCUAGAGGAAACGUCACAGCAACUGGCUGAAAAAGAAAGGGGAAAGAAUCAGGGAUUUGACUUUGAUUCCUUUAUUGCAGGAACUAUUCAACUUAGUUCACAACAUGAGGCUACUGCUGUUGUUGACAAAUUCAAUGACUUGAAUAGCUCCGUGUCCCAACUAGAAUUGAAAAGUCUGAUAUCCAAGUCAGUAAGCCGAGAAAAGCAGGAGAAGGGAAUGGCCAGUUUGGCUCAAUUAGAAGGCUUGUACCAGUCUUCUUGGGAGAGCCAGUUUGUGGGAGGUGGGGAGGACUGUUUUCUCAUAGAUCAGUUUUGUUGUGAGGUAAGGAAGGAUGAGCAAAUUGAAAAGGAAAGCACUUACACCAGUUACCUGGACAAGUUCUUUAGCCGGAAAGGGGAUACUGAAAUGCUAGAAACUGAGCCGGUAGAGGAUGGGAAGCUUGGGGAGAGAGGAGAUGAGGAAGGAUUUCUGAACAACAGCGGGGGGUUCCUCUUUAACAAGCAGCUUGAAUCCAUAGGCAUGCCACAGUUUCACAGUCCAGUUGGGUCACCACUUAAAUCAACACAGGCCCCAUUAACACCUUCUGCUAUGAAAUCUUCCCCUCAGAUUCCUCAUAAAACAUACAGCAGCAUUCUGAAACAUCUGAACUAA
This is a messenger RNA of Kogia breviceps (pygmy sperm whale), 1695 nucleotides long. The record is from RefSeq and is a predicted model, not a curated record. Lineage: Eukaryota; Metazoa; Chordata; Mammalia; Artiodactyla; Physeteridae.